This is a messenger RNA of Penaeus indicus, 2296 nucleotides long. RefSeq lists its product as uncharacterized. The coding region runs from base 703 to 2211 and encodes 502 amino acids. The record is from RefSeq and is a predicted model, not a curated record. The transcript is spliced from 8 exons. Lineage: Eukaryota; Metazoa; Arthropoda; Malacostraca; Decapoda; Penaeidae.
UCUAACUUUAAUAAACAACCAUGCACCCAGAGACUAAACACCUUCAAUCCUUAACAUAAAUAUCGCUACAAAGUCUAGAAAAACAAGUCUAGAAAAAAAGAAGGAAAACAGUUACGCGAACCACCGCCCAUUUACAGUGGAGACAUACGGUAUGAAAAUAACCCCUCCCCCUUCCCCCCUUCCCUACUGUUUACCGUUACAAGUGCUCGCCCAUUAACGGGAGUCUCGCAUCUCAUUCUACUGUCACUUUUAUUUCACCGCGUCUUUUUACCUGAAAUCUCGCUCGUAAAACCUGAGCAGAAAGUAAUGAUAACGUAAUCAAUCUCGCACGUAAAUCACUCUGUUGAACCGGAAGUUAUGGCAGCUAGCGGAGGCAUUGAAGCGUUCAGAGCCAAGUACGAGAGGAUUUCCAGAGACUAGGCAGUUACCAUGAAUAUCAAGGCAGUUCGGAAAGAGUGACUGGUGCGAUGUGAAAGAGAAAUAAGGAAAUUGAGGAGGAUUAACAAAAAACAUUACGUGCGUAAUUCGAACGGAGAGAAAAGGAGAAAAUCAUAUGCAACAUUGAAAUUUUUCGGGGAGGAAAGCUUGUAUAGUUUCAUCAAGAAAACACAAAAACAUCAGAACAAGCUGAAGAAAAACGCCAACACCUAACACGCAUUUAUUCAAAUAUAUCUACAUACUGAGAAAGAAAAUCACAAAAAAAUGGCGCCCUGGAGAAGAGUCCCAUUGCUAUUAACCUGCGUGGUCUUCGCUUGUCUGGUGUUCAACCUGCCUUCCCGCCAAUCAGGAGUCGUCAGGGAGGAAGUGGGCGUGGCCAGAUCUGCACCACGACAGAAAACCUUGACACACUUCGAGGCGCCAAAAACUCCUGAAAUCGCGCCAUCUCCGCCAGACGAUGGACUAAAGGGUGUCGCUCCACCGCCCAAAGGAGUUGGAGGUAUUCUUUCGUAUCUUGAAGGAGGGAGUAAGCAAGAGCAGGAAAAGAAGAAGGAGCAGAAGGGGAAGAGAAGGAAAGUCGAAGAAAAGCCAUUGAAAGUGCUCAAUGGUCUCCUUGGGCUUCCGCUCGUGAAGGAUUACGUGAAAAAUCUCAAGGAAGGAUUGGAUGAGUUUUUCUACGCCAUUAAGCCCGCCAGCCUUGGUGUCCAAGAAGUCGAGGACAAACGGUUAAGCAAGAUCAACGAAAGCAGAUUCAUAGAGGAGGAGAUAGUGACGGAUGUGGUGACCCGUGGUGACCCAGAAACAGGUCAUUCGGAGCAACAGCGAAGGACAUACACACUGUCGGGAUGCGGGUGUGUGAGGGAGGCGGCCGAGGGGGUCGCUCCUGGUCAUGUCAUUCUCCGCAGACUCGGGGAGGACCGCUUGCUGGUGCGUCGUGUGCCGAGGGUCAGCACCUGCAACCAGUUUGCAACCGCGAGGGGCGCCGGGCAGAAGGUGGUGACGUACAGCUACUAUGGCAACACCUCCGACCAUCGUGUGUAUGACAGGUACUUUUCGGAGAUUCCCAGGCGGGCCAAGGAGGUUGCUCAGCGAUAUCCUGGUUGGGUGAUGCGCGUGUACUUCAAGCUCGAAGCAGGAGACGAGCGUGGGCGGAGCGAGCUAUGCGCCGCCCACUGCGCCUUCCCGCACCUUGACCUGUGCGACGUGAAUGACCUGCCUCCACCCUGGGGGGAUCUCCAGGCCUCGCAGCAGGUAGGAACACUAUGGCGGUUCGUGACCUUCGCUGACCCGCUGGUAGACGUGGUCUUGUCACGUGACCUGGACUCGUACAUCCUGCCGCGGGAGGAGGAGGCCGUGAGGGAGUGGCUGGCCUCCCCCCUCCCCUUCCACCUCAUGAGGGACCACCCGUCGCAUAAUGGAUAUAUACUUGCGGGUUUAUGGGGCGCCAGGCUUUCCCACGCACGAGCUCUCGCUUAUGACGCCGCGGCUGUGAUGGUCUCGCAGCCCUAUAGCGACAUCUGGGACUACGACCAGAGGCUGCUGAGGCGCGUGCUGUGGCCCAAGAUCAAGGAGGACACGAUGAGCCACGACAGUUACACUUGCCGCGCGAAGGAAUUUCGUGGUCGGCGCCAAAACCCGCGGCCCUUCCCGACGCGGCGCGACGGCAGGAACUACACAGGCUUCGGAAGGACCAAGAUGAGCGUGGCGGAGAGCUUGCCGCCCUGCCCCGUUCCCUGCAGGCCGCCCAACCAUAGGGACUGGACUUUUUGCUAACCCCAGGAAGCCUUCUUCUGUAUAUAAAAAAAAAUGUCUUUCUGUUCCAUAUUUCUUUCUUAAUGGCAGCUAACUUGAUACACAA